AUGUGCGAGGUGCUCCAUCCCUUUGAAGUCUUCAAGAAGUCUGGAUUCGAGGUCGAUCUCGCAUCCGAGACGGGCUCUUACCAAGCUGACUGGCUUUUGCAACAGAAGGAGUGGCUGAAGGAUGAGGAAAGAAGAGUCUGGGAAGACCACAACAGCGAGUUCCGUAGCAAACUCGACAAAUUAUUGAAGCCUGCUGAUGUCAAGUGGGAGGAAUACGGGAUCUUCUUCGCUAACGCGGGCCACGCAAGUCGGAUUCACUACCCUGACGCGAAAGGUUUAUAG
Ascochyta rabiei is the source of this 282-nucleotide messenger RNA. Its product is annotated as D-lactate dehydratase. Bases 1 to 282 code for a protein of 93 amino acids. The transcript is spliced from 3 exons. The record is from RefSeq and is a predicted model, not a curated record. Lineage: Eukaryota; Fungi; Ascomycota; Dothideomycetes; Pleosporales; Didymellaceae.